UUUCAGCUUUAAUUCAAGAAAACACCAACAAAGUAUUUCAGAAACAAAACAUUCAUUUCAGGGUUAAAAACCAAAACACUGAGCGAGUAAUUAGAUCCAUACUGGCAGCCACUUUUACACAACUUCAUAAACAACGACUAAAUGAAACGUUUUCUGCAAAAUGUUGGAAUCAAUCAUAUGAGUUGGGCUAAUUAUUAAUUUCCCUCCAAAGAUAGAUUUAACACCAGGCACAGUGAUGUACCUAAAUUGUCUCUGACUGUAAAUGAAGUUGGGGUUUCGCUGCUGCACAAAAUGAUGGUUCAGUCAUGAGCUGCAUGAUUUUUUUAAAAAAGAGAAAAAGCGAAACUGUGACUGAGCUGCUUUUAUUUCUCUAUUUUCAGCUCAGGGAUGUUUUCCUUUGAUUGGACUCAGUCCUACAGGAACAAUGCACCUUCACAGAGGCUCAUUCUGGGUUUUUAACCGAGUCCAUUCAGCCCAACUCCCUCAUUAAUGCCCAAAUGUUCUUUGUAGAGCAGGACUUGGUUGGUGCUUUUCCCCUUUUCCAUUAGGAGACCUACUUCAAUCUCCUGACAUGCACACACCUGUAGAGAAUCAAUCUACAUGUUUCCCUCCGUGCUUUACAAAGAAAAACUGAGUUUCUUUUAUUACAGGCUCUCCGGUGAACGCAGACCUCUGAAGACGUCUAAUUCUUAUUUUCUCUGUAAGCUUUAGAUUUCAAUUUCAUCUCCAGGGCAAUUUAUUUAUAUUGUAUACAGCAUGCCAUAAAGGCUUAACUGCAGUACUUUCAUGUGGGUUAUUUUGUUGCCUGCUGCAUGUGUGUGUGUGUGUGUGUGUGUCAGUGUGUGUGAGUCAGUGUGUGUGUGUGAAUCUGGGGCUGGCACUGCUUGGAUUUGACAUGGCCUGACUACAAAAACAUGCAGCACAGCCUUUAGGUUUGGUUAAUUGUCCUCUGUGGACCCAGUUUGAGCUGCACAAGGUCAAAGACAAUGUUUUACCCACUUUCCAGAGGACACUGAGAGGAGCUUUCAUUCAGGUCUUGGGGGUAAUUAAGGAAUGGUGGUAGAUUGGCUUCUUAUUUAUAUCCUGUUUGCAUCUCUUGCUUUAACUUCCAGGGCUGCAUGUCAUGAUGCAGAGCUGAGUUUAAAGUUUACUGUCACAUGGGGGUAAACUCUGAUUUGCUGCCCCUCAUGUGGACAUAGAUGAGGGGUUAGACGUCGUUUGGACACCGACCAAAUCUCACCUUGUUGCGUUAUUUAAAGUGUUUUUAAUCAUCCAUGUAUUUACCGAGCUGCACUUACCCGUCAAAGUCCGACUUUGGCUCCGUCCCGGCACCGUUUCUAACGGAGAGUGGCGCCGCUCUGCUGGAGCACAGCGGCGCAUCGGCGCGGUACCGGGGCUGCUGCUACCACGAGCCCCUGCAGCAGUAUCCUCCUCCGGGCAAGUGGACCCUGUACCAGUCCAGCCGGCCCAUCACCUCUCCACCGCCAUCCUGCUUCAACCUACCCGGGGAGGCUGCUUACCAUCAGGGGCUUCCGUCCCCGCCGGAGACGAUAUUCAAAGGCGGUAAGGAGUGCUUCCUGAGCGGGGGGACGGUUUACGGCGCGUCGGACCCGCGUCUUCACGCGCACGCGUUCGCCGGAGACCCGCGGAGUUUCCCCGGGAGAUACACGACGUACCACCCGGACUCGCAGCUCCUGUUCCCGGCGGCGCGGAACGGAAUCCUGCUGCCGGUGUUCGACCAGUUCAUCGCGGAGGAGGCGGAGAGUCCGAGGACAGGGACCGCGGAUCGAGAGAAGGAGACGAGUCGGACCGGAUGGACGAGCUGUCCCAGCGGGGAGAGCGGCGAGGUGAGGCCGGUGUCAGAGUCGCCGCUGACGGGGAAGGAGGACGAGGAGGACGCGCCGUCAUCCAGCGGCGCUGGAGGAGACUGCAGCCAUGACCGGACAGAGUCCUCUGUGAAGAGGAAGAAGCGCUGCCCUUACUCCAAGCAGCAGAUCAGGGAGCUGGAGAGAGAGUUUCUCUUCAACAUUUACAUCAACAAGGACAGACGCAUGCAGCUGUCCCGCCUUCUGUUCCUGACAGAUCGACAGGUGAAAAUCUGGUUCCAGAACAGAAGAAUGAAAGAGAAGAAACUGAAAAGAGAGAGACUACAGUACUACACACAGUACCACCUGUUCUGACGCAUGGACGAGGGGGAUGGAACUAAAAGAUGCUCCUUCUUUUUUUAAUGUCAUUCCAAAAAAAAACUGUGCGUGUGUGACAACCCUGCAAACACUGUCACCGCAGCGCAUUUCCAUUCCGGUCACGUAGGCAGGUCAAGACGUGAAUAAAGAUAAGGAACAAACACCCCUGCUCCUUCAGAAGGAGAACUCCAAGGCUCAGGUUUAGGCCCACUGUAGAAACUUCUCUUUUAAAGAAUGUGUCUCGCUCUUGAUCUUCCAUCAAGAAAGCAUUGAAAAUGCUCCGCUCGCCUUAUUUGAACCCAUCUGCCCUCUGAAGUCAUGUGGCUCACUGUGAAGGAAUUAACGCUCUUUCUGUCUUAGGCCUUUAUGUUCUGUAAAUACCAGGAAAUGACCACAUACUGUACAUUCUUUGAGAAACUGAAUAGGGAAACAUUAACUACAGAUGUACAGCGGCUCCUUAUAUUCAUGUCCAUGGAGCCUCAUGUAUUGGGACUUUUGGUUGUUUCUUUUAUGUUGAUUUGCACUGCUUAUCUAUCUAUCUAUCUAUCUAUCUAUCUAUCUAUAUAAAUAUAUGCACACUUAAAAGAUGAAGACAAUGUACUUAUUCAGAUAUUUGACAACCUGGUAAGACCUGAAUUUGGUGUAAAAACAUUGAAAUUAAAUAAAUCAAGUCAUGAAAUUUAGCAAAUCAGUUUAGACACUUUUCAAAUGUGUGAGAAUGAGAAAAUAUUUGAACAAACUUCAUCGCUAUUGUUUAUCCUAAUUUAAAAUGUGUGACAGUGCCAUCUGAAGCCAUUCACAGGGUGUUGUCCUAUUGUUUUAUAAAGUAAUAAAAUGA
This is a messenger RNA of Paralichthys olivaceus (Japanese flounder), 3021 nucleotides long. RefSeq names its product homeobox protein Hox-D11b-like. The record is from RefSeq and is a predicted model, not a curated record. Gene Ontology annotation, biological process: regulation of transcription by RNA polymerase II; anatomical structure development. Gene Ontology annotation, molecular function: RNA polymerase II cis-regulatory region sequence-specific DNA binding; DNA-binding transcription factor activity, RNA polymerase II-specific. NCBI's taxonomy places the organism in Eukaryota, Metazoa, Chordata, Actinopteri, Pleuronectiformes, Paralichthyidae. Gene Ontology annotation, cellular component: nucleus.